Messenger RNA from Zophobas morio, 2929 nucleotides. RefSeq names its product DNA mismatch repair protein Msh2 (gene spel1). The record is from RefSeq and is a predicted model, not a curated record. Bases 137 to 2896 code for a protein of 919 amino acids. The transcript has 5 exons. Gene Ontology annotation, molecular function: mismatched DNA binding; ATP-dependent DNA damage sensor activity; ATP binding. Gene Ontology annotation, biological process: mitotic recombination; mismatch repair. Gene Ontology annotation, cellular component: nucleus; MutSalpha complex. Lineage: Eukaryota; Metazoa; Arthropoda; Insecta; Coleoptera; Tenebrionidae.
ACAUGAUGUGACCUGUCAAUUGAAACUUGGCGCCUUUUAUUAGUAAACAGUGCGUUUUUAAAUGUUUGUGAAUCUCGUAUUUUUGUGUUAACUGAUAAGUGAAUUUCGUGAUUUAGUUCUUCGUACAAAGAAAACAAUGUCGAUAACUCAUCCGGUAGAAGCUCUAAAUUUAGAUUUUAAGCAACAACGCCUUUUUGUAAAUUUCUUCAACAAUCUACCAGAGAAACCUUCGUCUACCUUGCGCUUUUUCAACCACACGGAUUACUACACUCUCCACGGUGACGAUGCCACGUACGGUUCGAACUUCACCGGAAGCAUCAUCAAAUACAUGGGUGAAGACCCGCAGUUGUCGUAUGUGGUUUUGCGGAAAACCCAGUUUGAGAAAUUCGUGCGAGAACUCUUACUAGUAAAACAGUAUAGAGUGGAAGUGUACGUCAAAGCUGCUCCCAAUAAGAUCUCGGAAUGGAAUUUAGAAUACAAAGGCUCUCCUGGGAAUCUCUCCCAGUUUGAAGAAGUCCUCUUCGAAAACGCUGACAUCACCUUCAGCAAUUACGUCAUGGGGGUGAAGAUCGUGAAAGGAAAGGUUAUUGCAGUAGCGUGCGUGAAUUCCACAGAGUUGAAGUUCCAGGUGUGUGAACUGAACGAUAAUGAGUGUUUUACGGAGUUGGAGGCUCUGAUCGCACAGGUUGGUCCCAGGGAGUGUAUUAUUCCGCAAGGGGAGACCCCAGAUCUGGUAGAAUUAAAGAAAGUAUUAGAGCGCAAUAGCGUGUUAGUCGCGAAAGUGAAGCGUUCGGAUUUUUCACAAGAGAACGUAAUCCAAGACCUGGAUCGUCUUCUCUUCUUCCACGAAGGGCAACAUCGAAGCUCUUUGAGUUUCCCAGAAACGAAACUAAGUGACGCUUUGGGUUGCUUGAAUGCUGUUAUUAAGUUUCUCAACCUGACAGGAGACGAACAGAAUUUCAACCAGUUUAAAAUUAGUAGCGUUGAUAUUCACCGAUAUGUUAGACUCGAUAACGCGGCUUUAUUUUCUCUCAAUAUUCUGCCAAAACCUGGAACUGUAGCCGUAGAAGACAGCAUGCUUUUACCAAACAAAUCGAAGUUGUUUUGUUUGAAAGGAAUUCUAGACCGUUGCGUUACCAACCAAGGGCGACGAUUGUUAGAACAGUGGAUCAAACAACCCUUGAAAGACAUAAAUCUGAUCACUGAAAGGCACGAUAUUGUUGAGUGUUUUGUGAAGGACCCCCAGAUCAGGCAACAACUACAAACUGAGGUGUUGACGCGUCUUCCAGAUUUGCUUCUUUUGUCGAAAAAAAUUUCCAGCAAAAAAGGAAGCCUUCAAGAUUGCUACCGCGUUUACCAAAUCGUGGGUGCCGUACCAAAAUUGAUAACAAUUUUGAAAGAAAUCGGUAAUCCUUGUAUUAAAUCCGCUUUGAUUCACCCUAUUGAAGAAAUCAGAAACGACUUGGAAAGAUACCAGAACAUGAUUGAAGAACUUCUCGACUUGGAUUUAGUCGAGCGCGGAGAAUUCCUAGUGAAGCGAAGCUUCAGCCCCGACUUGGACGAAAUCUUUGAAAAUAAACAACGCAUUGAAGAAAAAAUGCAAAAGUUGCUGCGGAACGCCGCGAGUGAUUUAGGUUUCGAAGAAGACAAAACAAUCAAGUUGGAGUGUAAUGACCAACAUGGCUACUUUUUCAGAGUUACGUUGAAGGAAGAGCACGCUUUGAGGUCGAAUUCGCGAUAUAAGAUUCUAGAUGCUGUUAAAGGUGGCGUGAGGUUCACUAAUGAUAAACUAAUGGACUUAAAUUCGGAUUACUCUGAGGCGAAAGCAGCCUACGAAGAACAACAAAAGGGGAUAAUUACGGAAAUGUUUGACGUUGCUGCCGGCUAUGGUGAUAGUUUGAGGAAUUUGAACAUAUAUAUCGCACAAGUGGAUGUUCUUUUGUCUUUUGCUAACGUAGCAGUGUGGGCACGAAUUCCAUACAUAAGACCCAAAUUGCAUGAAGCUGGUAAAGGUUCGUUUAAGUUGGAGAAAGUGCGACAUCCUUGCAUCGAACAACAAGAACAUGUUUCUUUCAUCCCUAAUAGUGUAGAGUUUAAUCACAACGACAAAACCUUGCAUAUUAUCACCGGUCCGAACAUGUGCGGUAAGAGCACGUAUAUACGAAGUAUAGGAGUUUGUGUUCUGAUGGCUCAGAUUGGAUGCUUUGUUCCUUGUAACUAUGCGGAAAUCCCUCUGGUAGACGCCAUUUUGGCGAGAGUAGGAGCCGAAGACUCUCAGUUGAAAGGGUUGUCUACGUUUAUGAUGGAAAUGAUCGAAACGGCUACUAUUAUCAAGAGCGCUACGGAAAAUUCUUUGGUGAUUAUCGACGAGCUGGGAAGAGGUACUUCAACGUACGAUGGGUGUGGUCUUGCUUUUGCUAUAGCUGAGCACUUGGUCAAAGAAGUGAGAUGUUAUUCACUGUUCGCUACCCACUUUCAUGAAAUUACAAGAUUGGCGGAGAUGCACCCGAGGGCUAGUAACAAACACGUUACUGCCGUUACUACCGAAAACACUAUCACGCCUUUGUACCAAGUACGAGAUGGGGAGUGCGAUAAUAGUUACGGUGUCCAUUGCGCACGAAUGGCCGAAUUUCCCGAUGAUGUUAUAAAGUCUGCAGUCGAACACCAAAAUAAAUUAGAACAUUCGGCAGGAACACACAUCAUCAAAGACUACGAACAAUCUCUGAAACGUCAGAUAAUAAAAGACGGCGACAAAGUCAUCGAAGACACUCUUGAAAAAGUUAAGUCUUUGAAUGUCGAGAAGAUGAGCGAUGAAGACCUCUUCAAAGAAAUAAGUAAACUUAAAACGGAACUUCAAGAAUCAGACAACCUUUUUAUUAAAGGGUUGCUAACAUAAUAAUUUUUAAUAAAGUUAGUACUCUGGACUGCA